AUGGUGUUUGACCUCUUCCUCAACGAGCCCGACCAGGCUGCCAGCAGCGGCAACCAGCAGGAUGAGGAUGAUGAUGGUGGAUCAUCGGCGGCGGUGCUGCUGCUGCCUGACGACAUGCUCGUCGACGUCCUCCGCCGCCUCCCGCCUAGAAGCCUUGCCGCGUCAUGCUGCGUCCGCAAGCAGUGGUGCUCCAUCAUCGACGCCCGACGUAUGCUCCGCGUCGACCUCCUCCCUCUCCAGCUCGAUGGCUUCUUCUGCAACCCCAACGACCUCCAAGACCGCCCAUCUUUCUUCGCACCCCCAUCGACAAUGCGCCGAAUCACCACCUGCCUCGACGACCUCUACGACACCCUCAGCUACAUGAGCAUCAAGGACCACUGUAAUGGUCUGCUUCUACUUGGGCAGCAGAUGGUGGUCAACCCUGCCACACGACAGUGGGCCACCUUGCCUGCCUACCCAUCAUCAUCAUUUUCUGGUGUCGACGGUCAGCUGUUUCUACGUGUCGACAAUGAGCUGAUUUUCUACGAUCCCAUGGUGUCGCCGCAGCACUACGAGGUAUUUCUCAUCCCCAUGUAA
Panicum hallii is the source of this 576-nucleotide messenger RNA. RefSeq names its product putative F-box protein At1g32420. Gene Ontology annotation, molecular function: protein binding. The transcript is spliced from 2 exons. The coding region runs from base 1 to 576 and encodes 191 amino acids. NCBI's taxonomy places the organism in Eukaryota, Viridiplantae, Streptophyta, Magnoliopsida, Poales, Poaceae. The record is from RefSeq and is a predicted model, not a curated record.